CAGAGGUCUCUAUAGUCUCCUGCCGAUUAGAGAUUGGAGUCUCUCUGAUUUUUAAUUCACAGCUGAUCAACUGAAAACAAUUGUAUAAAAAUUAUUUUCGAUUCAAGUAUUUUCCGAAAUUUAAAUAAUUUGAGAAAUAAGUGAUUAUGGUAAUUAUUUAAUGAAUGAUUGAACUUGUAAAAUUAUUUCUUAGUUUAUCAAUUAUGUUGUGACAAAGCUUAUAUAUUAAUAAUUUUAAAGAAUAUUAAUUAUAUUGUAAUUUAUUAAUAAAUAUAAACACAAAGAAACUUAACAAACUUAACAUAGCAAUGAAUGAAUCAUCAGAGUUACACAUUGGUCCUCCACCGAUUUGGCCUGACAUCAAGUUAGAACUACGGGAAUAUAUCGAAUGCCCUGAACGAUUACCUAUACAUCAGCUGAACAGUGCUCAAUGUUACUGGUCGCGUAAACCAAAUGUUUGUUCGUUAUUGGAGUUUGAUUUGGCUCCAAUCGAUACUACGCUAAAGUUUGAUCGCGAUCCUAUAACAGGCAAGAUUGGCGAAAUGCAAGAAAUCGUCUUGCAAGGCGCAGGAGAAACAGCAAGAAAUUCUAUGUCUAUGACUCGUGCACCUGGACCGCUUACAGAUGGAGUUCGAGGUAAUCCUAGUAAUAUUCCUUUUUGGCCUGGUGGUUUUGAAGAACCUGAAGUACCUGAAAAUGAAUUUCUAAACGAUAUUGACUUUGAAAAGAAUUUGAGGACAUUAGCCAAAGGCUUUAGUUCGGGUGUAGAAUUUAAAAGCGACAAUUGCACAUCGAUUAAUUGCACAAAGAAUGAAACAGAAGUCGAAGAAAUUAAAAAAUCUGAAGAAUUAAAAAUUGACAAUAAUAUCAAUUUAAUGGCUGUUAUACAUGAGGAGGGAAAUUUACUUGGUUUAUGGUCUUCAAUUGAGGAGCCAAAGAAAGAGAAUGUUCAAAUUUCGGAUAACAACAUUCCAUUUACAGACAUUUCUAUUUUGCCUGAAGAGACGAAUAUACCUGUCUUGAAAAUAUCAGAAAAACAAUCAGAGUUUGCAAAGACAGAAUGGGCAGAGCAAUUGGAUGUGUCUGCACCAAUAACUAAAGCAGGAAAGACUACUGUUGCUGAAUAUGCCAUUGCAUUGAGUCAAAAGCAUAUGACGAGAGUGAUUUAUACAUCCCCUAUAAAAGCGCUAUCAAAUCAGAAAUAUCGCGAGUUUAAGAGAAAGUUUGAAAGCGUUGGAUUAUUAACAGGUGAUUUGCAAAUAAAUCAAACUGCUUCAUGCCUAAUCAUGACGACAGAGAUUCUACAAUCAAUGUUGUAUUGUGCAUCUGAUGUUUUACGGGAUUUAGAAUUUGUCAUAUUUGAUGAAGUGCAUUAUAUAAAUAAUGAAGAUAGGGGUCACGUAUGGGAGGAAAUAGUCAUUCUUUUACCACAGACAAUCAAUAUAGUAAUGUUAUCUGCGACUGUACCAAAUCCAAUAAUAUUCGCAGAUUGGGUCGGUCGUAUCAAGAAGCGAAAAAUGUACGUGAUUAGCACUUUGAAUAGGCCAAUACCUCUUCUACAUUACUUAUACACUGGCACUGAUGGUAAGACUAAAGAUGAUAAGUUUUUGGUCUUUGAUGGCAACAGCCAGUUCUUAUUAGAUGGAUGGUACAAAGCGACCAAUGCAUCCGAUAAGAAAAAGAAUAAAAACCCAAAGGAUUCUAGGAGAAGAAUUCAGAUGACUCCAAAACAAGAAGAAGUAUUAUGGAGAGCAUUUAUAAGUCAUCUCCAGAAAAAUGAUAUGUUACCUGUUGUUGUAUUUACUUUGUCAAGAAAACGUUGUGAUAUGAAUGCUGCUACACUGAGAAAUCUCGACUUAACAACCGCGAGGGAGAAACAUCAAGUGCAUGCAUUUUUUCACUCUAAUAUAAAACAUCUGAAAGGUAGUGAUAGAGAAUUACCACAAGUACUUAUGAUGCAAGAGCUCUUGGAGAAAGGUGUAGGUAUACAUCAUAGUGGGAUACUGCCAAUUUUGAGAGAAAUCGUAGAAAUGUUAUUCCAAAGUGGAGUUGUAAAGUUACUAUUCGCGACAGAAACUUUUGCCAUGGGAGUUAAUAUGCCAGCUCGCACGGUGGUAUUUGAUUCCAUACGAAAGUACGACGGAAACAACUUUCGUAUCUUACACCCGACUGAAUAUAUACAAAUGGCUGGUAGAGCUGGACGGCGAGGUCACGACACAACGGGAACAGUUAUAGUGAUGUGCAGGUACGACGUACCGCACUUUAACGACUUGAAACCUAUGAUGUGCGGCGAGCCGCAGACAUUGGAGUCGAAAUUCAAAGUCACGUACUCCAUGCUCUUAAAUUUGAGAAGGGUGAAUGAAUCCGUCACCGUUGAAGCGAUGAUGCGCAAGUCUUUCAAGGAAUCACCGCUAGCAUCACAGGAAGCGACGUAUAACAGCGAGUUACGAAAAAUCGAGCGAGAAUUAUCAAAUCUGCCGACUUUGACUGAGAUGCAGAAGAAGCUCUCUACGUUUUAUCACGUGGCGGUCGAUUAUCUAGAGGACGUUAAAUUUUUAAAUCCUUAUUUGUUCGAAUCCAAAAAAUUAGCGAAAGCUUUAACCGAAGGCAGAAUCUUGCUAAUAUCAUAUGCAAAUCAUUACAACAAAUUAGGUCUAUUACUGCAAGUCAUGCAUUAUAAAAGUUUCACCCAAUACAGAGUGUUGAUACUCAAGGACGCGGACGCAUCCAAUUCCGAGGCUGCUGAAUUCAAGAAUCUUCAAAUAUAUGAAAAAUGGUGUGAAAUUAUUAGUCUAACGAAAAAAAAUAUAUUUGUUCCAAGCACUAAUACAUCGCACGAGGUCGUGACUUUAUACUCAUGGCAUAUACUGAAGAUAACUAAGUGUCAGAUAAAAGUCGAUUGCUCUUUAGUGCAGAAUGAUUGGGAAAAGAGGCAAAUCUCACGAUUUAAAAACGAUCCACCGGGGCAGACGUGUCAGACGGCGGUUCAAGAAUUAAUUUCUCUAUCAUUUAAUGCUGCCGCCAAUGAUCAAAUUCUAUGUCCGUAUAUCGAACUUUUAUCGAAAAAUGAUUUUCAAUUAAGAGUACAGCAUAGAGACAAAUUAAAAGCUGAACUCAACGACAUGAGGUGCAUGGAAAUACCGAAUUUCGAAGAACAGUUUAGACCUGUAUUCGAACGAAAUCAACUCGAAGAUAAAAAACGGCAGCUCCAACUUAAACUUAGCGAUGAAGGAAUGGCGCUGUAUCCGGAUUAUAUGAAUAUGGUGGCUCUGCUCAAACAUUUGAGAUAUAUAGAUAGCGAUGAAAGAGUUGGUUUAAAAGGAAGAGUCGCGCUGCAAAUGGGUAGUAACGAGUUGUUGAUAACAGAGCUGAUUCUCAAGAAUGUGUUAACCGUUUUACAACCAGCGGAAAUAGUAGCGUUGUUAUCAGCACUAAUCUUUCAACAACGUACAGAUUCGGAACCUACACUCACACCGAAUCUCGCUAAUGGUUGCAAGAUAAUGAGCGAGGUGCAUGCGGAAUUGGAACGUUUAGAGCAGCAAUAUCAAUUGUCGAUGAUACCGUCUUUGAAUUUCGGUUUGGUGGAAGUUGUCUACGAAUGGGCGCAAGCUAAAUCGUUCGCAGAGAUCAUGAAAAUGACGGACGUCCAAGAAGGAAUUAUAGUUCGAUGUAUACAACAACUCGGCGAAACCUUGCGAGAUGUUAAAAAUGCGGCCGUGACUAUAGGUGAUCCGGUUUUGAAAGAAAAGAUGGAGGAAGCUUCGACUGCAAUCAAACGCGACAUAGUUUUCGCCGCAUCUUUAUAUACUCAAGAUUAGUGAGAAGAUGAAAUAUAAAAUAAUCUGACUUUUGGAGAUAGAAAAAUGUAUUCCUUUUAUAAAUAUAAUGAACUGAAUACGUACACAUUUUUGAAAAC
This is a messenger RNA of Formica exsecta, 3916 nucleotides long. Its product is annotated as helicase SKI2W-like. NCBI's taxonomy places the organism in Eukaryota, Metazoa, Arthropoda, Insecta, Hymenoptera, Formicidae. The transcript has 11 exons. The record is from RefSeq and is a predicted model, not a curated record. Gene Ontology annotation, cellular component: Ski complex. Gene Ontology annotation, molecular function: ATP binding; RNA helicase activity; RNA binding. Gene Ontology annotation, biological process: nuclear-transcribed mRNA catabolic process, 3'-5' exonucleolytic nonsense-mediated decay. The coding region runs from base 309 to 3818 and encodes 1169 amino acids.